Cyprinodon tularosa is the source of this 1321-nucleotide messenger RNA. RefSeq names its product RWD domain containing 2B (gene rwdd2b). Lineage: Eukaryota; Metazoa; Chordata; Actinopteri; Cyprinodontiformes; Cyprinodontidae. The transcript has 4 exons. The coding region runs from base 86 to 988 and encodes 300 amino acids. The record is from RefSeq and is a predicted model, not a curated record. Gene Ontology annotation, molecular function: protein binding.
CUGUGUGCACCACUUUUAAAGUUCCGACUUGAAACUAUUUUGGGAGAUUUCCGAGUCCAAAUGAUUUAAUGUCAUUUUUUAAAACAUGUCUUACAAGGAGUGGGCCGAGUCGCAGCUGGCCGAGGUAGAGCUGCUAACCAGCAUGUUUCCCGGUGAGGACGAGCUGGACCUCACCGACCAGCUGGCUCUGGCGGACCUCAGGAGCUACGUGGAAAACUCGGCUUCUGGAGACAAGCCUUCUCCCUCCAGACCCCAGUUUUUAAUUAAACAGAGGCUCCACUCUUCCGUUAUGAAUGGGACUGAAUUUAUUCUGUCCUGUGCCUACCCGUCUGAAUACCCCAGUGUGUUGCCGGAUAUAACAGUAAGGUGUUCAGCUCUUAGCAGAGCCCAGCAGACAGAAAUCCAGACAGACCUCAAUAAAUACCUGAUUGAAAACUGCCAGGGAGAAUUAUGUGUGCUUGCUGCUGUGGACUGGGUGAAAGAAAACCUUGAGCAUUUCAUCAAGAUGAGCUUAUCAACAGCACAGGCUCCUAAACCUGAGUCUGCUUCUCAACCCUCACAAGAAGCGUUUAGCCGACUGUGGAUCUACAGUCACCACAUCUACAACAAGUCAAAGAGGAAGAACAUCUUGGAGUGGUCAAAGGAGUUGGGCCUUUCGGGGUUCAGCAUGCCUGGAAAGCCUGGCAUUGUGUGUGUUGAAGGCCCUAAGUCAGCCUGUGAGGAGUUUUGGUCCAGAGUGAAGGUUCUGACUUGGAAGAAGAUCAUGAUUCGACACAGAGAGGAUAUUACCCUUAAUCACCACGGCGAGGACAGCACGCCUGUUGAGAGUAUAGACUCCUUACGCAAAUUUACAGGCUUUGAAGAGGCGAUGUUUGACCCUCAUGGGAAUAGAGGCAAUCACAUGGACCUUGGACAGCUCUACCAGUUCUUAAAUGAGAAAGGAUGCUGUGAUGUCUUUCAGAUGUAUUUUGGUAUCGAAGGCAGGUAGAAAUCAAUGCCAUAGAUCAGGUCUCAGUUAAAGUUAAAUUCAAUUAUUUUUAAUUUGUUUAUCAAAGAAGCCUCAAUGGUGAAAAUACAGAAAAAAUCUUGUUUAGAGAUUGUGUAUUCAUUUUGGUUAUAUUUAAUUCCAACUAAAAAGGAUUUAUAAUGAUUUAAAUCCCUUAAAGUUCAUUUUUUUUGUGUUUCAGAAUAAUAUAAUUUUGCUUCAAAUCAAAUUUUGCCUUUGGUGUUUUCUUCCUUAAAAAGCCUGGUGGCUGUUUUGAAGUUUUUAAUAACAUGUUUGUAAAACCUGCGCAAAAAAUAAAACUUCAUAUACAUAGGA